AUGGCCGCCUUCGUGCGCGUUUCAGGCCCGGCAAAUGGCAACUUUCUAAUCGGGUACCCAGGAAUCUCCGCGACUAUGCCACGUAUCGAGGGUAAAGUCGAGAUUCGCCCAGAAGUCGGUAUUUCAGCGCCAGUCAACGUUUCGCUCGUCACGAUCUCCCUGCUCCGCCGCGAAACAAUUCACCCUUCGGCCGACUCCCUCACAAAGAAGCGCCUGGCGCCACCACGGAAAGAAAUUACAGAUAUUGUCGGCAAAGAAAUGCUUCUAUUCCGAUGUCCCGCCGGAAAGGAAUAUGAAGAGGUAAUAUCUAUGGAUUUGCCUUUCGUGCUAUUUAUUCCAUUUGGUCGUGGGGGCCGCGAUGCCUCGCGCCGUGUCCCCCCAGCCAGCGUACAGCUUCAAAGUCGCACCGCUGAGACAUACUAUGAAAUGGUUGUUAUGGUGCAACAAGGCCAGCAAGAACAGCACAAAUAUACCUUCCCCGUCCCCAUUGCGCGCUACGACACCCUCUCCACUUUCGGCAUGUACAAUCGUCCCGAGUCCGCGGAGCGGGUAUCAGAUCAUUUGGUCACACUCGCAAUCUCACUACCACGGUGGUCCUAUGGUCCCCUUGACCCUGUCAGCGUUUAUGUCAAGUUAUCACCAAACGAGAGUUGGAUGGCCAAGGCGCGCAAAGUGACAAUCAACAAAAUCACAAUUGGCAUUGACGAAGAGAUCAUCUACAACCACGAGGGCGACGAGCCCCAGCGCAAAGUCAAAGUUUUAGCAAAGAAAACGGAGACUAUUGGAGUGAAGCUGCCUCAAUCCGGCUAUUUGACAAACCUUGGAUUAGUGUUUCCCGCCAAGGACCUGCGCGACGCAGAGGGGAUCCUGCCCAGGAAUAGGGCGGCUUUCCCCACAUAUGGUGUGAGCGGCUUCACUACCACAGCCAGUCUAUAUAAAAUCGAGUACUAUCUCACAGUUCGCGCCCACUUAACCUCCGCAAGAGACAUCACUAUCCGACAACCAAUCGUGGUAUGUCCCCUUGACCAUGCUGGCUGUAAAGAAGAAAUGGAGGCCAUUGAACAAGCCGCCCGCGAUGCCGCCCACGUCAAUCCAGACAACCCAAUGUUGCCCCUCCCAGCAAUAGUACGACCAAACGACCACAAUGCUCUCAGCCACCUGGGUGUCGCCAUUGUUGGCAACCAGAAGAGACCUCUCAUCGACUGA
This is a messenger RNA of Penicillium soppii, 1206 nucleotides long. RefSeq names its product arrestin C-terminal domain-containing protein. Gene Ontology annotation, biological process: division septum assembly. Gene Ontology annotation, cellular component: division septum. NCBI's taxonomy places the organism in Eukaryota, Fungi, Ascomycota, Eurotiomycetes, Eurotiales, Aspergillaceae. The transcript is spliced from 3 exons. Bases 1 to 1206 code for a protein of 401 amino acids. The record is from RefSeq and is a predicted model, not a curated record.